UGGAGGCCCAGUGCUCCCAGUUCGCGGCGGCCAUCAUGGGCGCGUGCAAGAACAGCGAGGAAGUGGAGACGCUGCUCUCCCAGACCGGAGGCUUUCCUACCACCAGACCGUUCCGCUUUCCCAGACUCUCCCUGGCCAUCCUGCUCGACCAGAAGGACUUUGUCGGCCACGCCAACUGCCAGCAGGUCCUGCGUUCCCUCUGGUACAAUGGCCUUCCCGCCUGGCCUGGCUGGACAACCACCCGGAAAGCAGUUCACGUGACCUGGCAGGCGCUGCAGAUGCCGUUCCUCUGCUUGCUCUACCUUUUCACACCGCAGCCGCGGCUGCUCAAGCCGCUCCGAGUGCCCCUGAAUAGGUUCAUCCACAGCUGCGCGUCGUACGCAACCUUCCUGGUGCUGCUGACCAUGUCGCUCUUCUACGGCCGGAGGGACAGCCUCAAAUUGAGGGUCCUCUGGUCCGAAAUCCUGGUCGGCAUCUGGGUGGUCGGUUACGUCUGGGAGCUGGCGCAGAGCGGAUGGGCACUGGGCCCGAGGGUCUUCCUCAGGUCCUGGUGGGCCGUUUACGACGUCCUCAUGUACGGCCUCUUUCUCGUGGCCGAGAUCCUCUGGUUCAUCGUAUUCGUGACCGCUAGGACACUGCAAGAGAACCUGCAUCGGGACGUGUGGCCAUGGUACCAUCCGUACCUCAUCGGUGAGUCCCUGCACGCCAUGGCCACGGUGCUGGCCUUCUGCCGGCUGUUGCUCUGGUGCCAGAUGCACCAGUCCCUGGGACCCCUGACCGUGUCCCUGCGUUACAUGUUGGGCGACGUCGUCCGGUUUCUCCUCAUCCUCUGCAUCGUGUUCUUCGCCUUCGCCACCGGCAUCAGCUCCAUCUACAAAAACUAUAAGGGCAACGAGGCCAUCCUGACGAAUGGCACCACCAAGCAUCAGCCGCCCAACUUCACUACACUGGGGCGCACCCUCAAGUACCUCUUCUGGGCCGUGUACGAGCUGGGCCAGCCGGAGUACGCGGACGUCGUGGUGCCGGGGGACGCCAGGGGAGGCGGCAAGCUGGUCACGCACGACCUCACCGAGUUCGUGGGCUACUCGCUCUGGGGCCUGUACCACGUGAUCACCGUCGUCGUCCUGCUCAACGUCCUCAUUGCCAUGAUGACCAACACUUUUCAAAGGGUCGAGGGCAACGCGUACGUGGAGUGGAUCUUCGCGCGGUCCUCUCAGUGGAUCUCCUACCUGGACAUCCAGGCCGGAGUGCCUCCCCCAUUCAACCUGUUCCCGACUGCGGGCUGCCUGCGCCUCAUCGUCUCCUGGCGGUGCUCCAAGGGCCAGAAGGGAUCCUCCUGCUACCCUCAAACCUGGGACUUCGAGGGAACCGCAGACAAAGAAGGGCAAAUGUCCUACCAGGACCUGGUGCUGGUGCUGAGUCGGCGGAUCCUGCAGAUGCGCGACACGGCCGAGCGCGAGCUGUUCGAGGUGAAUCGGUCGUCGAGUCGCAGCAGCGCACGGCCGGACCUGCUUCUCGGCGACGCCGCCGGCGCGGCCCCGGAGCUCCGCAAGCACCUGGCACAGCCCCGGAGGCACUCCAGAGGCCGGACGCCCUGAACGGGACCGGGCAGCGUGUUCGCAAAAGCUGGGGGAGUUAAGACCCGUUCACGCAUCCGAAUUCCUGUGAUCUCCUACGACGAGAGGACACACUCGCCCGCUGGCGCCAUCUACGAGGUGGCCCUGGAACUUCACCUUAAGAGAGCGAAGGUUUUGUGCUACUCGCGAAAUCAAAUGUACGUUCUAUCUACGAGAAAUGGUCGUUUAUAACGUUGUCAAGUUUUCCGAACCAAGAAAAAGUGAUGCGAGAAAAAAAAAAAGAAGGAAAUAUAUGGAAAUCCUAAGUGUUCCGCGGUUACCCAAUAGAUGGCGCCAGUGCGUUCUCUCGUCAGCUCUCGUCGGAAGAGGUCUCAAGAGGUUUUAAGGCAAACGGUCGUUGGCUGUCGUGUGCAAACCAGCCUUUAGUCAGCAGGUCGAAUUCCCCACUUUGAUCGGUGCAUUUUCACUGACA
Ixodes scapularis (black-legged tick) is the source of this 2049-nucleotide messenger RNA. RefSeq names its product short transient receptor potential channel 4-like. The transcript is spliced from 7 exons. Gene Ontology annotation, cellular component: cation channel complex; membrane. Bases 36 to 1598 code for a protein of 520 amino acids. Gene Ontology annotation, biological process: calcium ion transmembrane transport; manganese ion transport; regulation of cytosolic calcium ion concentration. NCBI's taxonomy places the organism in Eukaryota, Metazoa, Arthropoda, Arachnida, Ixodida, Ixodidae. Gene Ontology annotation, molecular function: inositol 1,4,5 trisphosphate binding; store-operated calcium channel activity. The record is from RefSeq and is a predicted model, not a curated record.